This is a messenger RNA of Mobula hypostoma (lesser devil ray), 671 nucleotides long. RefSeq names its product mitochondrial ribosomal protein L54 (gene mrpl54). Bases 27 to 425 code for a protein of 132 amino acids. Gene Ontology annotation, molecular function: structural constituent of ribosome. The record is from RefSeq and is a predicted model, not a curated record. Gene Ontology annotation, cellular component: mitochondrial large ribosomal subunit. NCBI's taxonomy places the organism in Eukaryota, Metazoa, Chordata, Chondrichthyes, Myliobatiformes, Myliobatidae. The transcript is spliced from 3 exons.
GUCUGUGAUUGACGGACGGGCGGGUGAUGGCGGCGCGCUGUGUUUGGCUGCUGGGCCGCAGCGCGCUAAGGAGCGCGUUUCUCCAGAGAAGUGCGGUCUGCCGAGUGGCAGCAAACGGCUACGCCAAGAAAGCAGCUGUCAAGGGAAAAGGUAAGAUUGGAAUCAAAGAGGCUCUGCCAAGUCCAGAGGUAUGUAAGGAUCCUGCCAUUCUGACCACUCAUGCUGUGGGAGUGAAUAUCUACAAGCAAGGUGCAGACCCAAAGCUACUGCCAGAUUCUGAAUACCCCGACUGGUUGUUUUCCUUGAACAUUGGACCACCAAAGAAACUGGAUGAACUAGACCCAGAAUCCCCGGAAUACUGGAAAAGAAUGAGAAAACAACACAUGUGGCAACAUAACAAAGAACACAAAGGAAAGAAAUUCUGACACAAAUUUUGGGUGUAAGCCACAAGUAUCCAAUUCACUAAAGUGACGAAUGUCUUCAAAGGAAAUUUGAGCAGCAGUGGUCCUGUGGAACAAGCUGUCAAACCGACAAGGAAGACCUGUGAAGGAGCUGAACUUAAUUUUCUCAACUGUAUACAAUAUGACCCAUAUGGGGAAAAUGUGACUAACACUUGCAUUGCCGAUUAAUAAUACAAAAUAAAAAGAGCAAUAUUUUUUAUAAAAUAUUUU